This is a messenger RNA of Penaeus chinensis, 1101 nucleotides long. RefSeq lists its product as uncharacterized. The record is from RefSeq and is a predicted model, not a curated record. Lineage: Eukaryota; Metazoa; Arthropoda; Malacostraca; Decapoda; Penaeidae. Bases 1 to 1101 code for a protein of 366 amino acids. The transcript has 3 exons.
AUGAAGAAGUGGUUCUACCUCGCGAUAACGUUAAUAGCCGUAUCAUUGCCCUACUACUGGUAUUUGGGUAUUGACUUCAGUAAAGGAGUGAAUUGGGUCGUCGAUGGCGGCGCAGCAGAGGCGGCAAAGGACAAGGCGGCGGCGCUCGGCCUCGACCAGCGGCGGAGGCUCGCGGCGGCGCUGCGAGAGGUGCAGAGCGAGGUGGCCAGACUCGCCGGCACCAAGGCAGUGGUAGACUCCAAGUGGGUUCUUCGUCUGGAGUCGCUUGCAGCCCAGUUAGACCCCAGGGACGCCUUGUCAAGACCCCACAAGGCCUGGGACUUCUCUGCUUGGCUGCCCAACACGCCGCGACCGAAUGCCAGUGCGCAGGGGGAGCGGCACGUGUGCGCGGAGGUGUAUUUGGGCAACAAGUACGACUGGCCCCUUUACCAGCAUGGGAUGGAGCAGGAACAGUGCGACGAAGUCCCGCCCUUCAGCUCUGUCCUGACGGCGGUUCUCCCUGCGAAGUCUUGGCCAGACGAUGUCCUCGAGUUGGUUCUUGCGCAGAUCAAGGAGCUCUAUGAGAUCCCUGUGGUCGUUCUGGUGCGGGAGGGAGGAGGCAGAGCGGCCAACGAGAGCCAGGUGAGCUACGUAGAGAUGGACAGCGGCCUCUCGGACUCUGAGAAUCUCAACGCCGCCGUAUCAAAGGUUGCCACGCCCUUCGUGCUGCUGGGGGAGUCGCUGGCGCACUUCAACAACCAGUCGUCGCUGGAGCGCCUCGUGCGGGUGCUUGACGACCUGGACCACGUGCAGGUGGCCGGGGGCGCCGCCAGGGACACGCGCGGCCACUGGAGCCACGGCUGUCUGCAGCAGCACAUGGCCAACUACCAGGCCAAGGUACACACUGGGCUACUACCACUCCAAGUACGAGUGCAUGUACUGCGACGACCUCCUCACCCCCUUCGUCACGAGAACCAAGCUGCUUCAGUCGCUCGCCUUCAGUGCCGGUCUCAGUGGACAGGCUGUGUACCGAGACUGGUUCGCCAAGGUACGCGGCGCAGGCCACCUGGCCGUGCUCUGCCCCUGACGUCAUGUUCUUCCUCGACAGCCACGUCAACAUGA